AUGAGAAAGACAAAGAAGAAUAACACGAGAAGUAAGAAUUCCCCAAGGGACGGCUUGGAAGGGGGGAAAGGCCAUAAGACUGAAAAUGACAUUGAGGCAAUAUUCUCUAAGGUAGAUUCUCCGAAGAUAUGCAAGGUUAAAGAAGGAAAGGAAGAUGAGGAAUCCGACAAAGGAAGAUAUUUCUCUGUUGGAGAGGGUGGUAGGAGAUAUCAUGAGGGGCUUCCGGUUUAUACGCUCGAAGAGCUUCAACUUGGAGAUGGUGGAGGUGAUACCGAAGAUUGCCCAAUAUAUUGCGACUGUUGCACGUGA
This is a messenger RNA of Encephalitozoon romaleae SJ-2008, 309 nucleotides long. RefSeq lists its product as hypothetical. The record is from RefSeq and is a predicted model, not a curated record. Bases 1 to 309 code for a protein of 102 amino acids. Lineage: Eukaryota; Fungi; Microsporidia; Unikaryonidae. The transcript has a single exon.